This is a messenger RNA of Anisakis simplex (herring worm), 219 nucleotides long. NCBI's taxonomy places the organism in Eukaryota, Metazoa, Nematoda, Chromadorea, Rhabditida, Anisakidae. The record is from the annotation of a GenBank genome assembly.
AUGGACUACGCACUGGAGCUGUUUUAUCGUGAAUCGUGGCGUGAUGAGCGACUCAAAUAUAACCGAACACACUUCAAGAAUAAAACCGAAAUCGCUCUGCAUGAAAGCUAUACGAAUUUUCUUUGGCAUCCGGAUACGUUCAUGCCGAAUGCGAUCGCGUCAAAGAAUCCUCAGAAGCAGUCCAUUUCACACCGUUCGCUGCUCAGGUUUCACUCCUAA